AUGCGUAUCUCGACAGUUUUGGGGUUGGGGACUCUUGUCUUUGCACCCACUCUUGUCUUAGCUGGUAAGAGGCCUCCCGCAAAUGCUGUCCGCUAUGAUCCGAGCAUCCAACAUGCCCCCGCCCAUUAUUACGUUCCCGCAAUAGACGAAUAUCAUCGACAACACCCUCCUCCGCAAUAUGAGCAUGUUCUACCAUCAUAUCAUGAGGCACUUAAUCAGGCAGCCGCUAGCUACCGAGGGAGAAGAACGGUUCCUGAAGAUGAUGAGGACCAAUCUGGGCAACACAAUGCAGGGCGAUUCCAUGACGAUGAUGGGGGCCACGAUAGGUAUCGCGCUCGUGCCCUUUUGGUGCGCGCUCUGCUUGACGAGCUGGAGUGA
Fibroporia radiculosa is the source of this 378-nucleotide messenger RNA. RefSeq lists its product as uncharacterized. The coding region runs from base 1 to 378 and encodes 125 amino acids. Lineage: Eukaryota; Fungi; Basidiomycota; Agaricomycetes; Polyporales; Fibroporiaceae. The record is from RefSeq and is a predicted model, not a curated record. The transcript is spliced from 2 exons.